AUGGGCUGGCUCAUGUCUUNCCCUCCUCAGCCUGGGGCAUAUCCACCGCAAGGUUAUCCACCACAGCAAGGUUACCCCCCACAAGGUUAUCCUCCACAGCAAGGUUACCCUCCUGCCGGCUACCCGCCAGCUGGUUAUCCCCCUGCUGGCUACCCUCCGGCUGCUCAUGGCCCAUCAGCCUCACAUCAUUCAGGACAUGGCGGUAUGGGGACACUUUUAGCUGGCGGGGCUGCAGCGGCUGCAGCUGCUUAUGGUGCAUCUCACUUGGCACAUGGUGCUCAUAUGCCUCAUGGUGGUGGUCACAUGCCCUAUGGAGGAGCUCAUAUGCCCUAUGGAGGAGCUCAUAUGGGUCAUGGAGGCAAGUUCAAGCAUGGGAAGCACGGCAAAUUCAAGCAUGGUAAGCACGGGAAAUUCAAGGGUGGGCAUGGAAUGUUCGGGGGAGGCAAGUUCAAGAAGUGGAAGUGAGUGGAAGUGAUUUGCUCUUGUUCAUCAACUGAAUCAUAUGACCCCUGACUCUUCAUAUGUCAAUUAGUUGAUUUCGGUUUUCUUCUUCAAUAAUUCAUACAUUCUAUGAUGACUUCAAUCGCUUUGUUUA
This is a messenger RNA of Pistacia vera, 595 nucleotides long. RefSeq names its product glycine-rich protein A3-like. Bases 1 to 465 code for a protein of 154 amino acids. The transcript has 3 exons. Lineage: Eukaryota; Viridiplantae; Streptophyta; Magnoliopsida; Sapindales; Anacardiaceae. The record is from RefSeq and is a predicted model, not a curated record.